This is a messenger RNA of Moesziomyces aphidis, 393 nucleotides long. The record is from the annotation of a GenBank genome assembly. Lineage: Eukaryota; Fungi; Basidiomycota; Ustilaginomycetes; Ustilaginales; Ustilaginaceae.
AUGGCUGCCACCUCCAUCCCCAUCGUCAAGAAGCGCACCAAGGCGUUCAAGCGCCACCACUCUGACCGAUACCACCGUGUCGGCGAGUCGUGGCGCAAGCCCAAGGGUAUCGACAGCGCCGUCCGCCGCCGAUUCCGCAGCACCGUGCGCAUGCCCAAGAUCGGUUACGGUUCCAACAAGAAGACCCGUCACCUGAUGCCCAACGGCUACCGCCGCCUUGUGGUCUCCAACGUCCGUGACGUCGAGCUCCUCCUCAUGCACAACGGUGUCUACGCUGCCGAGAUCGCCCACAACGUCUCGUCCAAGAAGCGCAUCGACAUUCUCGAGAAGGCCAAGGCUCUCGGUGUCAAGGUCACCAACGCCAACGCCCGCGUUCGUGCUCAGGAGGCAUAA